Molecule: messenger RNA, 645 nt
Organism: Adineta ricciae
Lineage: Eukaryota; Metazoa; Rotifera; Eurotatoria; Adinetida; Adinetidae
Source: the annotation of a GenBank genome assembly
AUGUCGAACUCAAUCGAUAGUGUGAUUGAAAAUAUCAAUCUGACUAUAAUUUGGAUUAAUCACAUUGCUCCUAUCUUACAAAUUGUUUUUGGAACAUGUGGAAAUAUUUUCAACAUAAUUGUGUUCACUCGGUCGACAUUACGCAGCAAUCCAUGUUCAAUGUAUUUUCUGGCUGCUUCGAUCAGCAACUUAUUUGAGAUCUAUGUGGCGAUUCUUCAUCAAUAUCUUUCAAACACAUGGAAUUGGGACUACGCAACUAUCAAUAAUCCUUUGUGUAUACUACGUAACUGGGUGGCAAAUCCUGUCUUCUGUCUCGUAUUAUGGUUCAUUGUUCUAGCAAGUUUCGAUCGAUAUCUCUUAAGUUCACAUGAUGCGCGAAUUCGUGUGAGGGAGGGUGUGGGCGUGGGUCGAUCAUUCCGACAACUGGAUCCGUUGAAACCUGAGUCGGUUCCGGUACAGCUCUUCUCGAUUCCGGCCGGAAUUGCACAGGAAAUAUCCGAUCAGUUCCUGACCGUUUCCAGCUCGAAGUUUGCAGGAAACGGUCGGGAAAUAACUGGAACCUACGUUUCAACUUCCGGCCGGAAUCCGGUGGCAAGGAAAUGGUCGGAGAACGAACCUAACCGGCCGGAAUCGACCGUGCCAUAA